AUGUCGAAAGAUAUUGCUUCCAUGAGAGAAAUACAACACAACCGACAACUCAUUAUGCAAGCUCUAAAUAAGAACACAACAAACUUUUCAAACUAUUCUAAGAUAUCUGAGUCAUUGAAAGAAGGAAACUUAAAACUGACAUUAAACCCUUUAACAGAUGAGUUUCUAUUUCAAGACAAGAAGAACAAUACUGUCUGUAUAAAUCCAACAAAAGGAACUUUAAACGAGAAACCUAUAAAUGAACUUCUUUUGAAAGCAGAUGUUGACAACAAAGCUGACAAAGAAUAUGUAGACGAUGCAAUAGCAAAAGAAGAAGAAAGAGCUAACAAUGCUUAUGCAACAAAAGAACAUACUCAUCCUGAACUAGCAGACAAAACAUAUGUUGACAAUAAAAUGUCAAGUGAAGUGACAAGAGCUGAAAACGAAUAUUCUAAAAAGACUCAUACACAUUCUAUAUCUGAAAUAACAGACUUAAACGUUAGCCUUGAAAAGAAAGCGGAUAAGGAUUGUGUGGCUAGUAGGUUAGAGAAGAAAGCAGAUAAGGAAUAUGUGGAUGAAAAAGAUAAUGA
Messenger RNA from Trichomonas vaginalis G3, 569 nucleotides. RefSeq names its product phage tail repeat-like family. The transcript has a single exon. NCBI's taxonomy places the organism in Eukaryota, Parabasalia, Trichomonadida, Trichomonadidae. The record is from RefSeq and is a predicted model, not a curated record. The annotation marks the transcript as partial.